Messenger RNA from Oryzias melastigma (Indian medaka), 1209 nucleotides. RefSeq names its product F-box/WD repeat-containing protein 7. Gene Ontology annotation, cellular component: nucleus; cytoplasm. Gene Ontology annotation, molecular function: ubiquitin binding. The record is from RefSeq and is a predicted model, not a curated record. NCBI's taxonomy places the organism in Eukaryota, Metazoa, Chordata, Actinopteri, Beloniformes, Adrianichthyidae. Gene Ontology annotation, biological process: proteasome-mediated ubiquitin-dependent protein catabolic process; ubiquitin recycling.
CGGCAGCCGCAACGGCACAGAGGAGACCAAGCUGCUCAUCAUGGACUUUGACCUGGACGACACGAAGACAGAGGGCGAGUAAAGCUGCGCCAGAGAGAGACCGGGACGGGAUUUUAGGGUUUAUUUUUGUUGAGAACGUCGUUGGAUUUUGACCAAAGUCCUGGUUGGAGUCAGCUUAUCUCCUGAGAGCAGAAGAAGCUCCGCCUCAUGGACCAUGUUUGAAAAGUGAUGCUGGCAGACAGUUUCUAAUGAUCAACAACUGAUUUGUUUCAUUUGAAGACUUUUCAGGUUCUGAAUGUAUCCUGUUGAAGAAGAAGAACUUCAAAGCCAAACAGGUUUUAGUUUUUGCUGCUGAACCUAGGAGGUGCUGUUGAUGCUGUUUGAACCCACUAAAUCUAAAAAGAAGAAGGUUAACAGCGCCUCCUGGAGUCAACAUGAAGAUUGAAACUUCAUCUUUUGUGGACUUCUGGGGAUGAAAAGGUCGCAGCUGCUGCUCCCAUUUCAGCUGAAAUGGAUGUAAAGUUCAAGUUUUGAACGUUUCAGUGGGGGCGGGACUUAAAGAUUGUUACCGCCCAUCAAAUCCAGGUCAUAUCAUUGAUCAAGUUUGAAGCCAAAGUAAUGCUUUCAUUCAUCCAUCAGUGUGAAGAUAAUGUGGAGAUUCUUCUUGAAAUAUUCAGAAAAGCAACUAUUUUUGUUUCGUAAUGUCUGAAAGUGACAUUUAAAUGUUUUUGUUUAAUUAAUUGACCAAUACUUUCACCAAAAGACAUUUAUUUUGAAUGGGGAGAUGUUUAUUAUUUCAAAUUAAAGCUGAUCAGCUUCCAUCCAUCAGAGGGAACGAAAUCCCUUCCUCAAUCAUUUCUGCUGCUGAAGUUUCGCCUCCGUUCCCACCGUCUAUGAAGUGAAUAGAAAAAGGUAAAUAAUUUAAAACAAUUGCUCUUUGGAGAUAAGCCGAUAAGCUGUUGUUGCCAGGCAACAGCUGGAGCCUGUAAAGCAGCGUUCGGGCAGCAUCUCCCACAGCAACGCGCGGUAUUUCAGGCUGCGGGUUUGACCUUUCAGCCUCUCCGGCGACGUGUAGAUUCUUGUAAAUAACAGGAAGGAUGUACAUAAUUCAAGGUUUUAUAAGAGAAACAGAAAACUAUUGUCCUGUGGAAUAAAGAGAAGAGCUGAAUGGAUGAAUAAAACUGAAUAAAUGAAGAUGAGUUUUGUAAA